Messenger RNA from Tetrahymena thermophila SB210, 930 nucleotides. RefSeq lists its product as hypothetical. The transcript has a single exon. The record is from RefSeq and is a predicted model, not a curated record. NCBI's taxonomy places the organism in Eukaryota, Ciliophora, Oligohymenophorea, Hymenostomatida, Tetrahymenidae.
AUGGAUAAAAGUAAGUAUGGAAAUACAGCAAGUAACAUGAACCAAAGCAAAUAAGGAAAUACUCUAAAUGCUGCUAGUACUAUGAAAAAGCCUUCAGUAAUGGGAUAAACUGCAAACGCUUCUAAGAAUCUUAAAAAAACAGAGAAAUCAAGUGAAGAAGAAAUUAUGGCAUUAGAGAUUCAAUAAGUUGAAAUUGCUCGUUUGGCAAAGGUUUUUGAUCAACUUAGAAUGGCAAGUGAAACUUAUGGACAAGGCGGUAAUACCUCAUCCAAAGAUAAUUUUAACAACAGCAAUAACAACAUUAGUAGUGCAUAAAUUAAAGAUAAUAACCAAAGUACUACAAAAGACAAUAAUGCAAAUAAAAAAGAAGGAAGUGAAGGCAAAGAUUACUUCACUGCCAAGGAUGUUGCUAUAAUUCUCCAUGAUCUUGGGUAUGUUGCAACAAAGGCAGAGAUUGAGUAGAUGAUUUGGGAAGUCGAUGAGAAUCUUGAUAAUAAAGUAAAUAGCUAUGAAUUCAAUUUGAUGUACAGAAGAUGUCGUUAUGAUAAAACUGGUUUAGAACCUCGUAAUUUAUAUAAUUUAGUGUAAUUCUUAAUGUAUUUAAAGAGUGACACUAAUGUUAAUUCUUCUUCAGGAGCCAACACAGCAGUUGCUAACAACGAAUAAAGCCACCAAAAGAAAACAAUUACUGUGGAAGAUACUUUAGAACUUCUUUAUGUGCGCUUCGGUCGUUAAAACCUUGACUACGAAAUUGAAGAAAUCUUUGGAAAGGAAGAAAAAAAUGCCUAGGGAGAAGAGAAAUCGAUAACUUUAAAGGAAUUCCUUGAUAAACAACGUAAGCGUGAUUUUGCAGAAAGAAAAAAACUUGAAGCUGAGCGUAAGAAAGUUAAAAUGCCCGAAAAAGAAGAUGAUGGGUAUGGAGGAUAUUGA